AUGCACCCGCUUGUGGUGCUGUCCGGUUCUUCACAUCCCGAGUUAGCUGACUUGGUGGCCCAGGGCCUGGGUAUCGGAGUGAGCAGGACUCUGCUUUCCAAGUUCGCCAAUGGGGAGACCAGGGUCCAUUUAAUGGACUCUGUUCGGAAUGCUGAUGUCUAUAUCAUCCAGACCAGUACCGAGCCCGUCAACGACAUGCUCAUGGAGCUGAUGAUAAUGGUGCAGGCAUGUCGUUAUGCAGCGGUCCACAAGAUCACGGUCGUGAUGCCAUUGUUCUUCUACUCCCGGCAAGAUCGUUUGGACUCUGGCGAUCAACCAAUUACGGCCAAAUUGGUGGCCAACAUGUUGGAGAUGGCCGGAGUGAAUCAGGUGAUCAGUCUUCAGUUGCACGCACCUCAAAUCCAGGGCUUCUUCGAUAUUCCCUGUGCGAAUCUUUCCAUGGAUGGGAUCUUUGCGGCUUGGAUAGCGAAAAACAUCCCCAACUACCAGGACAUGGUCAUAGUAACCCCGGAUCUGGGAGAAAUCAGACUGGCCGCGGACAUAGGUCGUGUACUGGGCAAUCAGGUGGCCAUGUUUCGAAAACAUAGACGCACAGCUGGUGAAAUCUCAGACAUGGUGUUGGUGGGUGAUGUCCGUGGGAAAUCGGCCGUAAUCGUGGAUGACAUGGUCGAUACGGGUGGGACUUUGUGCCAUGCCGCCCAACAAUUGAAGAGGAACGGAGCCUUGAGAAUCUAUGCCAUUGUGACCCAUGGCAUUUUCUCGGGCAAUGCCAUAGAAAAAUUCAGUGAUUCUCUUUUCGAUCUUGUCGUUUGCACCAAUACGGUUCCCCAAUCCUCUGAUCUGACCACCAAUCCAAAGUUUCGUGUCAUUAAUAUCGCAGAUAUGAUUUCCCAAUUUAUACUUAAAAUGAAGGCCAAUCAGGACACGGUUAAUCAGAAACAUUCGCAACACUGCUAG
This is a messenger RNA of Drosophila bipectinata, 957 nucleotides long. Lineage: Eukaryota; Metazoa; Arthropoda; Insecta; Diptera; Drosophilidae. The record is from RefSeq and is a predicted model, not a curated record.